Candidozyma duobushaemuli is the source of this 366-nucleotide messenger RNA. It is a transcript of the gene RPL42, whose product is annotated as 60S ribosomal protein eL42. The record is from RefSeq and is a predicted model, not a curated record. Gene Ontology annotation, biological process: translation. Gene Ontology annotation, cellular component: cytosolic large ribosomal subunit; ribosome. Gene Ontology annotation, molecular function: structural constituent of ribosome. The transcript is spliced from 2 exons. NCBI's taxonomy places the organism in Eukaryota, Fungi, Ascomycota, Pichiomycetes, Serinales, Metschnikowiaceae. Bases 1 to 366 code for a protein of 121 amino acids.
AUGAACCCAUCGAAGUUGACCGUUUUCGCUACAAACUCAAAAUGCUCCCUUAACGUUCCAAAGACCAGAAAGACCUACUGCAAGGGUAAGGACUGCAAGAAGCACACCCAGCACAAGGUCACCCAGUACAAGGCCGGUAAGGCUUCCUUGUUCGCCCAGGGUAAGAGAAGAUACGACCGUAAGCAGUCCGGUUACGGUGGUCAGACCAAGCCCGUUUUCCACAAGAAGGCCAAGACCACCAAGAAGGUUGUCUUGAGAUUGGAGUGUGUUGUUUGCAAGACCAAGGCCCAGUUGGCUUUGAAGAGAUGUAAGCACUUCGAGUUGGGUGGUGACAAGAAGCAGAAGGGCCAGGCCUUGCAGUUCUAA